AAAGUGCUGCAACUGAGUGUGUCAUUGCUGACCAACAAUUUGUUUUCACUUGUUCCAGUCGUUUCCUCUAGCCUCCUCAGUUGCCGAGGAGCAUAGUAGUCUUUCCACAGCCGUAUUCCUAGGAACGUACUGCCAGUUUCAUCAUGGCCUUCACUCCUGACCAGCAGCGGUCUCUUGCGGAGAUGAUUUCGGCUUCGGUCUCGUCGGCGUUGUCGGCCCACUCCGCAUCUCGAGGACCGGAUAGGGGAGCGUCUGAUGGGCCAUCAGAUCAAGCCGAUGGGUGGGUUCGAUAUCAUUCACCUCCAGCCACCACCAGGAGGGAGAUACUCGACGCUCAAGCCAGCAGGCUCCUGGCCCAAUCGGUGGCGCCCCGGACACGCCAGACCUACAGCCCUGGAGUCAGGUCCUACAUUCAGUUUGCGCAGCAGCUCCGCUUCAGCCAUCUGGCACCGACGGUCAAUGAUAUAGUUCUCUUCAUGACGUCACUGUCCGCGUCACUGUCUGGGAAGACAAUCAGGGUAUACCUAGCAGCCGUCCGCCACCACUUUGUAUUGAAUGAUGGUCCGGUGGAUCUGCUCAGAGCACCCAGGAUACUGGCCUUGCUGAAGGGCAUCGACCGUGACAAGCUGACGUCCAGGCCAAUGCCUGUGCCUCCGUCAUCCAGACGUGCGGUGACACCCAACGACCUCAAGGCUAUCCGCGAAUUCCUGGAGUUCUCGCAUUAUGCACCGCAAGACAAGGCCAUGCUCUGGGCAGCAGUACUCACAGCUUUCCACGAGCUCAUGCGUGUGAGCGAGUACACGGCGCCAUCACCAACAACGGUGGAUGCUCACAGGACUCUUCAGAGGAGCCAUGUCGCCCUCUCAGAGGAGAAGGUCACGAUCACCCUAGGGGUAACGAAGACGGCACAGUCGGGCGCUGGGGGCACAGUGUUACUGCAUGCAAGCAGGUAUCCCGCAACCUGCCCUGUGCGUUCAGUCGCUGCCUACAUAAGUGCCAGGGAGUGGGCGGAUACAGGUGCCCCAUUCUUCGCCUUCCGCGAGGGGCGCUACCUAACCCCGGGCGACGUGAACGCCAUUCUCAAGAGGGCUCUCGGCCCAGGCGUUUCAAGCCAUUCUCUGCGGAUCGGUGGUGCUACGGCCAUGGCCGAACGACAGGCCCCGGAGUGGCAAAUUCAAGCGGCAGGGCGCUGGUCAAGCUCUGCGUACAAGGCGUACGUCCGUGUCCCGUCGGGCAUGCCAGCUUAUCAGCAGACAGAGCUAGCGUAG
This is a messenger RNA of Sycon ciliatum, 1268 nucleotides long. RefSeq lists its product as uncharacterized. The record is from RefSeq and is a predicted model, not a curated record. NCBI's taxonomy places the organism in Eukaryota, Metazoa, Porifera, Calcarea, Leucosolenida, Sycettidae. The coding region runs from base 144 to 1268 and encodes 374 amino acids. The transcript is spliced from 2 exons. Gene Ontology annotation, biological process: DNA integration; DNA recombination. Gene Ontology annotation, molecular function: DNA binding.